AUGUCUUCCUCGCGCAGCAAAGACCCAUCAGCCACCAAAAAAUCGUCCUCCAAGUCCUCCAAAGAAAUCGACACCCACAAACUCGCCCUCCGCGGCUCCUCCAAACUCGUAACCGAAUUCUUCGAAUACAGCAUCAACACAAUCCUCUUCCAACGCGGCGUCUACCCACCCGAAGACUUCGCACCGGUGAAAAAAUAUGGAUUGAACAUGAUGGUGACCUUGGACGAUGAAGUCAAAGCGUACAUCAAGAAAAUCAUGUCGCAACUCAGCAAAUGGAUGCAAAAAAGCAAGAUUUCGAAACUCGUCGUUGUGGUCACUUCCAAAGACACGGGGGAACAUGUUGAGAGGUGGCAGUUUGGUGUGGAUGUGAUGGGAGACAGCAAUAAUAGCAACAAGAAGAAGGCGAGGAAAGGGGAGGGAAGUGGCGAUAAGGAGAAUUCGGAGCCCAAGACGGAAGAGAAGGAGAAGGGUGAGACGGAGAUUCAGGCGGAGAUUCAGGCGCUUUUCAGACAGAUUACGGCGAGUGUGAGUUUUCUGCCGAUGUUGGAUGGGAAUUGUACGUUUAAUGUUUUGGUGUAUGCGGAUGCGGAUAGUGAGGUGCCGCUGGAGUGGGGGGAUAGUGAUGCGAAGGAGGUGAAGAAUGCUGAGAAGGUGAUGUUGAGGAGUUUUUCGACGAAUUCGCAUCGCGUUGAUACGGUGGUUAGUUAUAGGCUGGCGGAUUGAUGACAGGGUGCUUUUGCUUCAUAGGCGAAGUUGAGAGAUGACCUUUGUAGUUUGUACAUGGCUGCUGGAUUUUGGGCAUUUUGUGGUAUUGGGUCUCGCACAGCAUCAGGAUGAGCAAGGGCCCGGAGAAGUCAGGCGUUCUGGAAUAGUAGAGAAGCGGCUGAGGCUGGUUCACCACGGCGUGUUUCAUACCAAGGAUACCCUAUAUCUGAAAGCGGAGCGCUGGCCUUCUGUGAUCCACUUUUGGCGACAUACGAGAAUCGAUUCAGUCUCAACGUC
Messenger RNA from Pseudocercospora fijiensis CIRAD86, 1002 nucleotides. RefSeq lists its product as uncharacterized. Gene Ontology annotation, cellular component: kinetochore; nucleoplasm; cytoplasm. Gene Ontology annotation, biological process: mitotic spindle assembly checkpoint signaling. NCBI's taxonomy places the organism in Eukaryota, Fungi, Ascomycota, Dothideomycetes, Mycosphaerellales, Mycosphaerellaceae. Bases 1 to 723 code for a protein of 240 amino acids. The record is from RefSeq and is a predicted model, not a curated record. The transcript is spliced from 2 exons.